CUCUCUCUCUCUCUCUCUCUUUUCUGCCAACUGUCCCAAAUCUUUUCUCAUUCGAAUUUCUGCCUCCCUCCUCAACCUUACUCACCUCUGUCGUCAUCAUCGUGGUUGACUGCUAGCACCCUAAUCCCGUCAACCUCUGCUACUGACGUCCAAUUUGCCGCGCAGCCACUACUGUCCAUUCCUCUACCACGCAAAUCUGGUACCGACAUCAAACUCAUCUUUGCCACGUUGAUCAGACUAAUCACGUGAUCCGGUGUUGUCGCUGCCUACUGUCACCGUCGGAUGCAGUCGCCUCUAUUUUCGAUGAAAUCCUGGGUCGGCCCGGACGACACAGGCACAGCCCAUCCUUUUAGCCAUUUUAGAAGAAACCAAACAGAGCGGGGCUUAGCAGCAUAGUAGCUAGCCAGACAGAGCACAAAAAGCAUGGCGGCACUGUUAUCCACAGCAAUUCCACCUUCCACAAAGACUACUCAGACCCUGAAAAUGUCUAACAGCGGUGCUUUUGGAGGAAAUCCAUCACCUACACAUGCUCUAUUUUCUGGCUUUACUAAGAAAAAUAACAAGAAAUGUUCAUUUCUACGUUUGUCAGUAAAGGGUAGUGAAUCAACAACCCAAACAAAGCACAAGAAUCCCGGAAAAGCCCAAAGAAAAACUGAUGGGAAAUUGAUUUUGAGUGAAGGGAGAGAUGAGGAUGAGAACCAUGGGCUUAUUUGCCCUGGCUGUGGAGUUUUUAUGCAAGAUAAGGACCCAAAUCGUCCUGGGUUCUAUCAGAAAAGAAUGGUUGAAGUGAAACAAUUGUUAGAGGAUGAGGAGGGUGGUUUUGAAGGGUUUGAUGAAGAAGAAGAGGAUAUUCUGGAUGAAAUUGAUGGCAAAUAUGAAGAAAGUGACGAGGAAGAAGGUAAUUUGAAAAUUGAAGAUGGUAUUGGUUGGGAUAUGGAGGAAUGGGAAUCGGAUUUUGAAGAUGAAGACAAUGAUUUGAAGGAAUUGGAUGGGUUUAUCCCUGCGGGUGUUGGUUAUGGAAACAUUACUGAAGAGACUGUUAAUAAGGCAAAGAAGAAGAGGGUGUCGAAAGCAGAAAAGAAAAGGUUGGCUAGGGAGGCUGAGAAGGAGAAAGAAGAAGUCACAGUUUGUGCUCGGUGUCAUUCAUUGAGGAAUUAUGGGCAGGUCAAGAAUGAGACGGUUGAGAAUUUGAUACCCGAUUUUGAUUUUGAUCGGUUGAUCACUACCCGGUUGAUGAAACCAACCGGGAAUGCUGAUGCCACGGUUGUGGUUAUGGUUGUUGAUUGUGUUGAUUUUGAUGGCUCAUUUCCGAGACGAGCAGCAAAGUCUUUGUUCAAGGCAUUGGAAGGAAGCAAAGAUGGUUCAAAGCUCAGUAAGAAGCUGCCAAAACUUGUUCUUGUGGCUACAAAGGUUGAUCUUCUACCAUCUGAAAUUUCCCCAACUAGGUUAGAUAGAUGGGUUCGGCACCGUGCGAAGGCUGGAGGAGCACCUAAGCUGAGUGGGGUUUAUUUGGUUAGUGCCCGCAAGGAUUUGGGUGUGAGGAACGUGUUGUCAUUUGUCAAGGGGUUGGCUGGCCCUCGAGGCAAUGUGUGGGUUAUUGGGGCUCAGAAUGCUGGUAAGUCUACAUUAAUUAAUGCAUUUGCUAAGAAAGAAGGGGUAAAAGUCACAAAACUUACAGAAGCUGCAGUUCCUGGGACAACACUUGGGAUAUUGAGAAUUGGAGGAAUAUUGUCGGCCAAGGCAAAGAUGUAUGACACCCCAGGGCUCCUUCAUCCAUAUUUGAUGUCCAUGAGAUUAAAUAGGGAGGAGCAGAAAAUGGUUGAAAUAAGAAAGGAGCUACAACCUCGAACUUACAGGAUAAAGGCAGGCCAAGCUGUACAUGUUGGUGCCUUAAUGAGAUUAGACCUUAAUCAUGCUACUGUGGAUACAAUCUAUGUUACUGUUUGGGCAUCACCAAAUGUCUCUCUUCAUUUGGGAAAGAUAGAAAAUGCUGAUGAGUUCUUAAGCAAGCAUGCUGGUGUCAGGUUGCAGCCUCCCAUUGGCAUAGAGCGAUUUUCUGAAUUGGGCAAAUGGGAAGAGAGGGAAAUCAAGGUGUCCGGAACAAGCUGGGAUGUGAACAGCAUUGAUAUUGCGGCAGCCGGCUUAGGUUGGUUUUCUUUGGGUCUGAAAGGUGAAGCGACCUUGACAUUGUGGAUAUAUGAUGGUAUCGAGGUUACUUUGCGAGAGCCUUUAGUCCUCGACCGGGCAUCAUUUCUUGAGAGACCUGGGUUUUGGCUACCAAAGGCUAUAUCAGAAGCCAUUGGCAGCCAAGCUAAGACUGAAGCUGAAAAGAGGGAAAAGCUUCAAGAGGAGGAGAGUACAUUUUCCCUCUCAGAGACAUCUGCUUAAGAAAAAUGCUGUCUGUUUGUAGGAAAAGAAAUAGGUGCUGGUAACUCCCUCUUCCCCACAUCCUCUGGCUUGUCCCCUUGAGCUGUGAUUGCCACCCCUAGCUGCUGGUUACCACCUUUGGAGAGUUUACCUCCACCUCCGAUCUCCUCCAGUCGGCUCCUUGUUUUCAAAAUAGAUUUUGGGAAACACGUGUUUACUUUUUUAUUUUUGUUUUUUGUUUUUAUGCAAAAAUAAUUAUAAACAUGUUAUUUUGAAAACAUGUGUUUACCUUUUUUGUUUUUUGU
Messenger RNA from Camellia sinensis, 2672 nucleotides. The record is from RefSeq and is a predicted model, not a curated record. Lineage: Eukaryota; Viridiplantae; Streptophyta; Magnoliopsida; Ericales; Theaceae.